AUGGAUGAGUAUGUGAAAGAUAAGGUGAACCAUAGAAUUGAUGAAGGGAAAGAGGUGGGUGGUGCACAGAGGCAUAUGUGGAGACAAAGAACAUUAAAGAAUUACAUUAUUUCAGCUUCUCCCAAAGUUGAGAAGGCAGAGAGGGAUCAUUCAGGAGAGCUGAAAGAUGGAAGAACUUCAACAAAGCAGGAAGAAGAUUUUCUGGGAUUUUCUCCAUCUUCAGAAAAAGGUAAAUCUGAUGUAAUGAUCAGCCGAGCUGACGUAGCCCAAGCCAAUGCUAUGGCUCGCCAGCUUCAUGUCUUCAAACCGGGGAUAGACUUUGUUCCUGGAGCAAGACUAGAAGUUCUGGAAUCAAGGGAUAACAAUUGGUACCAAUGCAAAAUAGUAGAGGUGGACUGGGGUGAGCUGGACAUACUGGUUCACUAUGAACGCUGGUCUAAUCGCUUUGAUGAGUGGCUCAAAAUGGACUCCACAAGAAUUCGACCAUUGGUCCGCAGUUCUCAAAGAAAGGAUAAAAAGAACUGUCAGUUUCGUGUUGGAGAUCGAGUAACAGCGCGCUGGGCAGCUGAUGGCAAGCGCUACCAAGCUAGAGUUGUUAAAGUAUUAGGAGAUGAUCAAUAUGAGGUGUUGUUCUUUGAUGGAGUUACCAAAGUUGUGCGCUCCGGAGCACUCACAAAGUUUGAGCCGAAGGGAACAAAUGAGACAGGUGAAGACAUGGAACCUGGCAGCAGUAGCUGCAGCCCGGGCAAACAGUUGGGACCCCAUGAUGAGGUGGUGAUGCUCCUCUCGCCAGCAGCUACCACUGCCAGUUCUUCAGAUUCACGGUCUUCAAGCCCAGAGCCAGAUCAGCACUCAACAGAUAGCAUUAAAGAGGAGGAGCUGCCAGACUUAGAAACAACACCUAUUAAAAAAAGUAUCUUUGAUGUAGAGAUAAUCGACCAAAAGAGGAAACCAAAGAGAAAAGCUGCUGUUGAAGAGCUUUUUCAGUCAUUAAAGAAAAAGCGCAAACAUGAGUUUCAUGGAAGAAAAGAAGAUACUCCAACAUCACCUAAGUAUUCAAAAACUUCUCACGUGACCGCAUCAUCCCCAAGACUCCAGCACCAGCUACACUCUGCACAAGCCAAGAGGACACCAAGCUCCAGAAAGAGAAGCCGAGACACUGCAUUUGGCACUGAGGAAGAGGGACCAUUGUUGAAACAAACUGAUUUUUCACUUUCCAGUGAGACUCCUGAUGCUGCUACAUGUGAUAUCUCAGAAUUAUCUCUCUCAUCUAACCUUGUGACUGUUAAGCUAGACAAUGGCUGGAAGAAGUGCUGUACCCGCCGUACCCAUGGAACAACAGCAGGGAAAUGGGAUAUGUAUUAUAUGGCACCUGAAGGAAAGAAGAUUCGUUGCAAAACUGAUCUCCUACGUUAUUCAGAAGAAACUGGACAUUCGGUUGAUGCUGACAAGUUUGAUUUUUCUGUAAAGAAUAUGAAAGAUGUGAUUGAGGCUCACCUACAAGAAAAAGAUCCCAAGGAGGUAGCCAAGACUCGACACACACCAAAGGAUCAAAGAGAACCUAUAAAAGAUGUGGGUGUUGUUGAGAUUAAGGAAGAAAAUAAUGAUGAAGAAGAAAAGGCUGCCGUCUUUGACCAGUCAGAAAGCAACAAAAAUCUUGUUGCCAAAAAGCCUGAAGUUUCUUCUGUCAAAAAAACUGAAAUUGUUCCUGCUCCUGCCAAGAAACCUGAAGUUGUUCCUGCUAAAAAAACUGAAGUUCCUUCUUUAAAAAAACCUGAAGUUUCUUCUGCCAAAAAACCUGAAGUUUCUUCUGCCAAAAAAACUGAAGUUUCUUCUCCAAGAAAAUUGAAGUUUCUUCUGCCAAGAAAACUGAAGUUUCUUCUGCCAAGAAAACUGAAGUUUCUUCUGCCAAGAAAACUGAAGUUUCUUCUGCCAAGAAAACUGAAGUUUCUUCUGCCAAGAAAACAUGAAGUAUUAUCUACCAAAAAAACUGAAAUUUCUUCUGCCAAAAAAACUGAAGCUCCUGCCAAAAAACCUGAUGUAUCUGCCAAAAAACCUGAAGUGUCUUCUGCAAAAAAAACUGAUGUUUGUUCUGCCAAAAAAACUGAAGUUUCUUCUACCAAAAAAAAUGAAGUUAAGAAACCAGAGGCAAAGCGACCCGAUACUAAGCUGAGCGAAUCCCCAAGACUUAAAAUAGAGAUCCCCAUUUUAUCAAAGACAGAGAAUAUAGGUAUGUUAUCCUCAUCGGUGCUGAGCACCUCAGCCAGUCCUUGGUCUCCUACUAUGCCCUCCGCACUUCCCCGAUCCUUGCCUGCUUCUGCAACUGUUCAUUCAGUAGGUGAAGCCAAGAAAGAUGAAUCUCCUUCAGCAGAAGCAGACACAGCACCAGUACCAGAGCCAGCUGCAGAGUCAUCUAAGCCAGAAGCUACACCUCCUGCACAACAGAAACAUACCAUAAAAAAGGAUCCUGUCCGUGACAAACCUGGAUAUGUUGCUCCCAAUGAGUUUGUAGUGAGGGCAGAGCACAAUGAACAUCAGUGCCCUAAGGAGGGCUGUGGAAAAGGCUUUCGCAAAGAAAAUCUCCUUCAGAUGCAUAUAAAACAUUACCACCCAGAAAUCCUGAAGAAAAGCAGCAGCUGGGCACCAAAUGUUGCAGACCUGGCUUAUGCACGUACUGUUGGAGAUCACCUGGAAACAAAUGCUUCUCCUACUCCAGCCUCUCCACCUAUAGACAAAGUACUCAAACAAGAUAUUUUAUCCAAAAAGUUAUCUCGUGGGUUGGUGUCUGGCAGUUCCAGCGAGUCUCGUGGCAAGACAGGAGAGAAAAAACACCAAGGGCCUUCUAAAGGAGUAUCUACUUCCAAAGAAACCAAGAAAAAAGAUUCCUCUAAAGUAGAAUUUGAAAUGGCCAAAACAACUUCUGAUGAUGAAUUAGAUGUCAAAGAAGAAAUAGAUGAAUACAUAGACGACCUUGAGGAAGACACAGCAGGGCCUCAAGAUGCUGCCUCUACUGAAGAUCCAGAUUAUAUACCAUGUGAUGGAGAUCUGUCACAAAAAAAGAAAGAGAAGAAAGAAAAAAGAAAAACCCGAGGAGGGGAAGCCAAAGGAAAGAAAAGGAAGCUAGUUCCCUCAGAAAGCAUGAGUGAAGAUGAUCUACAGGAAACUAAGGCAGUUACCAAGUACAGAUACAGCACUCGCAAGGGAUCUGCAUCAUCCAGAAUAAAUGUUUCAGCCAUUAAUGGUAUGAAAUUAAGUUUUGCACUGCCAUUUUGCUCAUUUUGUGAUGUAUGCCUGUGCUGGCAACAUGGUGCCUGCUACAACAUAGUUGGUGAAGACCAAGUUCCAGACAAAUACAUCUGCUCACUUUGUGACCAUCCAAAACUGGAACGAUCCUCACAUAAAUUUAGACACCACCAAGACUGGUUAAAAGAAGGUCGUCUGCCAAGAUUCUCAUUUUCUCGGACCCGUGGUGAUGUCCGACUGGAGGCUUGUAUUCGACGAGGUCAUGAAUUAACAGCAAAUGUUCUGCAGUUAUCAGAAGUUCUUCAUUCUCUCAGACUUAAACUUCAUAUUGCUAAGGAAGCAGAUCAUCCAAAGUUUGUCAUGUGGCACAAGAAGUGGGAUGAGAAGGAAGAAAAUAGUGACCAAACCAAGGUAUCAUCUGAAAUAGCUCAAGCAGAUGCUGUGGCUCCUCUUCAAAAAUUAAUGAACAUAGUUGAACAUGAUGCUUCCGAUCUUACUCCACCACUUACUAACCCACUGAUAACAGAUCCCAGCCUUAUGACUGAAGGCAUUGACAAUUCAAGUGCACCUGAUUCAGCAAGUGCCAGUUCUCCAUUGGAGCAAAGUAUCAAUGCUAGCCCCUCAGAAGUCUGGGAUGUGACUGAACAAAUUAUCAAUGGGGAACAAUUUUCUGCCCAAACAGAUAAUCAUAAAUCAGAUAGUGCGAAUUUACUUCAGAACGACUCUGCUGAUGCUUACUUGCAGCAAAUUAAAGAGGAAAAGAAUGUGGUAGAUGAUGUCAAGGAAAACAAAAGUUCAUGUGAGAUUACUCUUCUGCCAGAGAUGUCUGAUAUUCAGAAACAUGCAACACCAGAUCAUACAUUAAGUGAAGAGGCUCCAUUAAGCAGUAAAACAGAUAUUGUUUCUGGGACUAAUGAUGCACAGCAGUCAUGUUCUGCUACCAAACACCAAGUUUUAUCCAAAGUUCUCAGUGAUAGUUCUGAUAAGGAAAGUAUAAUUCAGACAGAGACAAAUAUAAAAUUGAUGAAAGAGAACAGCAAAAUCAGUGAUUUCCAGGCAGAAAGUUUAGAUGCAUCAACCACUGAUGUAGAGGCAGAAGAUCUCACUGAAAACAAGACAACUUUACAGACUAACUUAAAAUUAGCAGAAUUAGAGCAUGAAAAUGACACUGAUUCUAAAUCAACAAGAAAAUCUGAUGAUUUAGAGGGUGACACAAAAACUGAAGACACCAAGAGUACUGAUGAACACACCAUUGUAGACAUAGCAAAAGCACCAUUGAAUGAAGGGCAGUGUGCUGGAGAGCCUGAAGAAAUUGAUCUAAAGCCAGCAUUACUUGAACAUGUAGAGCUAGAAAAAAAUUAUCCUAUUAAUAUAUCAGUUGAUGACAGUGCCCACCCAGAAGGCUGUGCUUGUGAGGAAGUGAAAUCUAAUAUCAAAGUGGACUGCAAAGAGGUUACUGUCAGAGAAAAAGACCCGGAUGAUUCAAAUCUUUUAACAGAUAAAGCUAAGGUGAAUAUUGGCUCUGAGGGUGAUGAAAUAGAGACAACUCAGAAAGAAGGAAUCCUUGCAACAAAUCAGUGUGGAAGUAAAGAAGAGAUAAAAACAGCUAAAAAUGAGAAGAAUAAUGAAGCAAAUACAUUAGAAGAAAAAAAUGAAAAAUGUACAGAAAGAAGUGAAAUGGACACUAAUAGUAGUGGAACUGAAAUAAAGUCUUCUAGUACAGAGAAGGAGACUGAGGAAGAUGUUCAUGUUGUAAUUAAAUCAGAGACAACAAACGAAAAUAAUUUACUUAAAAAUACAGUCAGUGAAGAUGAUUCUGGUGAAAACGAAAACAAAAAUUAUCUUGAAGUUAAGAGUGAUUCUCCAAAAUAUCUUUGCAAAUCAGAUGAGAAUAAAGACUGUAAAAAUGCUGAGAAUGAAAGUAUAAAUGAAGCUAAUACUACUUGCAUUAAAGAGGAGGAGGAGGAGGAAAAUACUGAAAGGAAGGAGCAGACUCAAGAGAAAAUGCUAGAAGUGCAGGAACUAGAUAAUACAAAACAAAAAGACAACCCGUCAAAAGAUCUUGAAGGCAUGGAGCUUCCUCAGCCAGCAGUUAUGAGUACAUCAGACAUGCCUCAGUGUGUUGAUGUAGAAGGUAAUGAAGACACAAUGGAUGAUGAUGACACUCAGCUAGAUGAUGAUGGUGAUCUUGCUCUUGACCUUGGUGGCCUAGGUGCAGCAGGGGAGGGAAGUAUGCCUGGUGGUAAUGACCUUGCAGCACUACUUUCCUCACAAACUGAACUUGAGCAUCUGGUAACACAGGCUAGCUCAGCUCUUGCACCUCAUGUGCCAACACAGUCAGUAAGUGUUCCCAUAAUUCCUGAAGCAGAAAGGAUUGAGCCUGUCAACUGUAAGUUAAAUCUCCUAGAACAUGUACAAAUUGUCCAGACCAACAUUACCAAGCGCUUUGACCAGAUUGAAAAACAGCUUGAAGUACUUGAAGCCGAAAUGGGCUUGUGUGCAGAUACUGUGGAUGAUGACUGUGAGGAAGACGGUGAAGAACGUGACCCAGCCACCCUUCAAGCUCGAGCUCUUAUAAAACUCAUUCUUAAUGAUGUCAAUGUUGUGAAGAAGAUUGCAGAAUUCACUCAUUAAACUUGGCUGUUUAUAAAUUAUCUGAUAUUAUCGUCAUACCCUUCAGCCCAAAAGAAAUUAUGAAAUUGCCUUACAAAAUUUCUGCACCUUCACAGAACACAUAUCAUGCUUUGACUUUUAAAAUAAACCUUCAGAAUUUUUAUCCAAAUACUGUUUCAGACUUAUAUAUUUUAGUUUAGUAGUGUUACUUCAUUGUAGCAAAAAUAACUGUGACUAACUAUAGCAAAAUUAGAGUUAAAAAGCUGCUAUAAUUGUGUCCUAGUAAAGUGAAAUAAAAAUUUUUAUUUCUCACACAAACUGGCCUGUUAUUCAGUCAGAAUGUUCAUUCUGUGAAAGAGACAUUUAUGAUAUAGUAUUAACUGUACUGAAGGACAUUGUUGAAUACAUUGUGAAAUGUGAAUAUAAUGUGAAGCAUUAAUGAACAUGAUGUGAAAUGAAACCAUGCUGGGGAAUAUUGCUGAAUACAUUGUGAAGUAUGAAACUAUUCUGUGAAGUGUUGAUUAACACAUUGUACUUUAUAAUACUACUAAGCACAAUGUGAACUGUUUAACUAUAGUGCUACACUGCUGAGUACAUUAAAUGUUGAACUAUAGUGCUAUAUUGCUGAGAACAUUAAGUGUUAAACUAUACUGCUACAGUGCUGAGUAUGUUAAGUGUUAAUUCAUACUGUGUAACACUGGUGUGUGCUAAGUGUGAAAUUAAUGUAUAUUGUGGAACAUAUUUUAAAGUGUGACCAGACAACAAGUAUAUGUAGUGAGAAAAGUGAAGAAAUACUUGACACAGAAAUACAGUUAACACAGUGAGAUAUAUAUUUACUUAUAUGCAACAGUGUUACUGUAUCUGAAAACAGGUUUUGUGAUUCAUUGUUCGAAGUGUAUCAUUGUAUAUAUUUACAGACUGAUACUUGGUUGAAAUAAGAUUGGAAAAAAUGCUAUAUUAAUUUGGGAUAUGAAUUGUAACCAUGUAUGAAAUAAAUGCUGAAGAAGGCAAGACUUUUACCUGGUAUUAUUCAUGUACAUCAUACAAACAAAAUGAGAAAAAUUAUGCAAAUUAAAGAAAUAUCAAUGAAAGUUAGGCUAUUAUCUUUUUUGAUCAUUUAUCACAGAGCAUGUCAUCCUUAUUUCAGAUACCUCCUUCAUUGGCCUGAAAUGCUUACUGUGUCCACCCUCCUUUGACAGUCUCAACCUAUAUGCAGAUUGAGUUUUGAAUAAACUCAAUCUUAACAUUGUUCUCCCCAUAAACAUUAUGAAGUUCAAAACAAAAUUGUAAAGAUAUCUUUUUUUUAUAAACCCCUUCUCCUGUACAAAUUACUAAAUUUAAUAAGAAAACUUUCGUUUUUCUUUUUGGGCCACCCUACCUUGGUGGGAUACAGCCGGUUUGUUGAAAAAAAAAAUUAUAUUGCUAACAAAGUUUAAUAUAAUCAAUAACAUAAAUAUUAUACUGUACAUGUUAUGUAUGUGCUGCAUAUCAUAAUGGCUUGGGGAAGCUAAAUUACUAUAUGUGCUGUUAAAAUUAAUGGCGUAAAACAAUAUUGAAAAAUUAUGUGAUUUACAAGUCACAGAAUGGGUGGAGCACAAACCCAUGGCUGACAAGUCAUGAAACUCACAGAUCAGUGUGCUAAUCUAUUAUUUGCAAUCAUGUUAUAGUGAUUUCAUUAGUAUAAGAUUUACAAAAUGUAUACUUAUAGUUUCCUCAAGUAAAUUAUUAGCACUGGAAUUUGUGUUGAUGUCUGUGGCAUGCCUUUUUGGGUAUUCUGGUCAUCUAGAAAAUUCUAGUCAUAAUAACUUUAAACAAAAAAUUACUUUGUAAAUAUUUGAGAGGUUAUUAAUUUAAUUAAAAUACUAAUUACAAAUAGUAUUGUGUAUAAGACUGAUUGCAGAGGAGCCUUUAUUGGUACAAUGUUUCACUGUACCAAACUGUAUCAAUAAAGACUCCUCUGCAAUCAGUGUCUUACUUUCCGUACUGUUGACUCUUCACCAUUUCCAUGUAAUUCUAUUGCAAGUUUAAUGGACUGUUUAUUAUAUUGCAGGAGAGCAUAUAGAAAAUUUGAAUAUAUGUGAUAACAAUAUUGCGCAUUUAAAAUGCACAAAGUGUACAUAUAUUGUUACCUACUCUGCAUUUGUAAAAUAUUGAUUGAAAUGUAUUUAUUUAGUUUUAGGAGGAAUAAUAAUAGGUCAAAAGCAGUUUAGUAAUUAUGUACUCAGUAUCUCUUAUAUACCAAUUAUAGUUUCUUAAGGUUCUAGUUAUUAUUCUUAACAUAAGAUAAUUUGGAGGAAAAUAAAUAUUCUUCCAUACUGUCCAGUCAUUCAUUGUACAUUGUUUUUUUUCUUUCUGAAGCUGGCAAAGAAAAUUCAUAAAGAUAUAUGUAGGAGA
Messenger RNA from Cherax quadricarinatus, 8250 nucleotides. Lineage: Eukaryota; Metazoa; Arthropoda; Malacostraca; Decapoda; Parastacidae. The record is from RefSeq and is a predicted model, not a curated record.